Fusarium sp. VM40 is the source of this 3558-nucleotide messenger RNA. The record is from the annotation of a GenBank genome assembly. Lineage: Eukaryota; Fungi; Ascomycota; Sordariomycetes; Hypocreales; Nectriaceae.
AUGUUGCUGAAGAAUAUCUUUCUGCUCGCCUUUGGCGCAGCUUCUGCCGCUGCUGCUCCUGGAAGCGAUGAUUCGCAGACCUUGAGCAAGCGCGUCCUCCGCUGCCCCGAUUCCCAAUACGUGUCUGGAAACCAAUGCGUCAACAGAUGCCCUGACGGCUCCAAGUACAAGUCUGGUUUCUUUGGCUGGUGGUGCGACUGCGAUGAUUCCAAUGCCUACUGGGCCUCAAGCCCCAACAAAUGCCUCUGCAAUACUGGAUACGAGACGUACAACAGCAAAUGUGUCGUCAAGUGCCCUGCCUCCUCCACUCGUCAAACAGAUGGUACUUGCAAGUGUGACAGCUCUAAGGAGAUCGUCAACAACCAAUGCAUCAACAAGUGCCCUGCUACCGCUACCCGCCAAACAGAUGGUACAUGCAAAUGUCCCGGUACCAAGGAGAUUGUCAACAACGCUUGCGUCGACAAGUGCCCUGCUACUGCUACUCGUCAAACGGAUGGUACAUGCAAGUGUCCCGGCAACAAGGAGAUCUUAAACAACGCCUGUGUCGACCCCUGCGUGACUGGAGCUACUCGACAGGGCGGUUCUUGUGCCUGCACCGAUACAAACGCUGAGAUCUCGGGCAACAAGUGCUCCUGCAAGGCUGGUUUCGAGACUGUCGGAACCGUCUGCAAGGCCAAGUGCGGUACCAACGAGGAACGAUCCAACGGCGACUGCACAUGCAAGUCCGGCUUCGACAAGGUUGGCGAUUCUUGCUUGGCUGCCUGCGGGACCAACGAGGAGCGUGGCACCGAUAAGAAGUGUGGUUGUAAGACCGGCUUUGAGACUGUCGACGACGCCUGUGUAGCCAAGUGCGGCACCAACGAGGAGCGCAAGACCGACGGCGAUAAGAAGUGUGCCUGCAAGUCUGGGUUCGAGAACGUCGAUAAUACCUGUGUUGCCCAAUGCGGCGCCAACGAGGAGCGUGAGACUACCGGCGACAAGAAGUGUGCUUGCAAGAGCGGCUUUGAGACUGUCGGAAGUGUCUGCAAGCCCAAGUGCGGUACCAACGAGGAACGCUCCAACGGCGACUGUACUUGCAAGCCUGGCUUCGAGACCGUUGACAACGCCUGUGUUGCUGAGUGCGGCACCAACGAGCAGCGUCAGACUGACGGCGACAAGAAGUGUGUCUGCAAGCCCGGCUUCGAGAACGUCGAUAACACCUGCGUUGCCCAAUGCGGCGAAAACGAAGAGCGCGCUACAGACGGAGACAAGAAGUGCGGCUGUAAAUCCGGCUUCGAGACUGUUGAUAACAAAUGUUUUGCCGAGUGCGGUCUUAACGAAGAGCGAGCCACCGACGGCGAUAAGAAGUGCGGUUGUAAGACUGGCUUUGAGACUGUCGAUAAUGCUUGUGUAGCCAAGUGUGGCACCAACGAGGAACGAGCUACCGAUGGCGACAAGAAAUGCGGCUGCAAGUCUGGCUUUGAGACUGUUAAUGACGCCUGCGUUGCUGAGUGUGGUCUUAACGAAAUCCGCGCAACCGACGGUGACAAGAAGUGUGGCUGCAAGGCCGGCUUUGAGACCGUUGAUGACAUCUGUGUCGCUGAGUGCGGUGCUAAUGAAGAGCGAGCCACUGACGGAGAUAAGAAGUGUGGUUGCAAGACCGGCUUUGAAACCGUUGACGACAAGUGUGUUGCCAAGUGUGGUGAGAACGAGAUCCGCGCUACCGGCGGCGAUAAGAAAUGUGGUUGCAAGAACGGUUUCGAGACUGUUGACGACAAGUGUGUCGCCGAGUGCGGCACCAACGAGGAGCGAGGUCUCGACAAGACUUGUGGUUGCAAGGCCCAUUUCGAAUCCGUUGAUAACGCCUGUGUCGCCGAGUGCGGAGCCAACGAAGAGCGAGCCACUGAUGGUGACAAGAAGUGCGGUUGCAAGACUGGCUUUGAAUCUGUCGAUGAUAAGUGCGUUGCUGAAUGUGGCGCCAACGAGGAACGCGGUACCGAUAAGAAGUGCAGCUGUAAGACUGGCUUUGAGACCGUUGACGAUGUUUGUGUUGCUGUUUGUGGCGAUAACGAAGUCCGCGCUACAGACGGUGAUAAGAAGUGUGGUUGCAAGGCCAACUUCGACUUGGUUGAUGACAAGUGUGUUGCUUCUUGCGGUGACAACGAGGAGCGCGGUACCGACAAGAAGUGCGGUUGCAAGACUGGCUUUGAAACCGUCGAUGAUAAGUGUGUCGCUGAGUGUGGUGCCAACGAGGAACGCGGUACCGACAAGACCUGCGGUUGCAAAUCUGGCUUCGAAUCUGUCGACGACGUGUGUGUUGCUGUAUGUGGCGAUAAUGAGAUCCGCGCUACCGACGGCGAUAAGAAGUGUGGUUGCAAGGCCAACUUCGAUUCUGUCGAUGAUAAGUGUGUCGCUGCCUGCGGUGACAACGAGGAGCGCGGCACGGAUAAGAAGUGUUCUUGCAAAGCCAGCUUCGACUCUGUUGACGACAAGUGUGUUCCUUCUUGCGGUGAUAACGAGGAGCGUGGUACCGACAAGAAGUGCGCCUGUAAGAGCGGCUUUGACUCUGUCGACGAUGCCUGCGUUGCUACCUGUGGCGACAACGAGGAGCGCGGCACCGACAAGAAGUGCGCCUGCAAGACCGGCUUCGAGACUGUCGACAAGAAGUGCGUCGCCAAGUGCGGCGAUAACUCUGAACGCGGCCUCGACGGUAAGUGUGCUUGCAAGACGGGCUUCGACAAGGUCAACGACUCGUGCAAGGCCAAGUGCACCGACGGCGCCACUCGCGGUACCGACGGCGACUGCGUCUGCACAAAGCCCAACCAGGUCCUCUCGGGCAACGCCUGCGCCUGCAAGCCCGGCUACAAGAAGGGCCUCACCGGUUGCUGGAAGGCCUGCGGCGCCCACGCGUACCCCAAGAAGGACGUCUGCACUUGCUACAAGACCGGCCAGACCUUCAACAGCGCCGACAAGACCUGCACGUGCCCUACUGACACUCGCUGGAACGGCAAGAUGUGCGCCUCCAACUGUGGUUCCGACGCUUCGUGGAGCAACGCUGCCAAGGCCUGCAUCUGCAACAAGGACGGCCAGGACUUCAACAAGGACAAGACCUGCACCUGCCCCAACAAUGGUGUCUGGUCUGACGGGUCUUGCCAUCAGGACUGCGGCAAGCUCGCCUCUUGGUAUCCCAAGUCUCAGACCUGUGUAUGCCCCAAGAAGGGCCAAGUCUUCAACAAGGCCACUCUUGGCUGCGCCUGUCCCUCGGGCAAGAUCUGGAGCGGCAAGGAGUGCAUCGUCGACUGCGGCGACUACGCUUCUUGGAACGGCAAGUCCCAGUCUUGCAUUUGCGACAAGAAGGGACAGCUCUUCAACGAGGAGGACAAGUCUUGCGCGUGCCCUGACGGCAAGGUGUGGUCCAAGAACCAGUGCGUCGUCGACUGUGGCAGCGCCGCUUCUUACGACUCUCGCUCCAGACUGUGUGUCUGCACCAACACCAAGAUGGUCUGGGCCAACAAGGUGUGUAGCUGCCCUGCUGGUAAGAAGCAGAGCGGAAACAACUGUGUUCGCGCUCGAUACUAG